Messenger RNA from Orycteropus afer afer, 1128 nucleotides. It is a transcript of the gene SCN2B, whose product is annotated as sodium voltage-gated channel beta subunit 2. Gene Ontology annotation, cellular component: voltage-gated sodium channel complex; membrane. Gene Ontology annotation, biological process: cardiac muscle cell action potential involved in contraction; regulation of sodium ion transmembrane transporter activity; membrane depolarization during cardiac muscle cell action potential. The record is from RefSeq and is a predicted model, not a curated record. Gene Ontology annotation, molecular function: sodium channel regulator activity. NCBI's taxonomy places the organism in Eukaryota, Metazoa, Chordata, Mammalia, Tubulidentata, Orycteropodidae.
AACAUAUAAGCCGGCCAUAUUACAGAGAUGGAAAUAAAGCUUCCUUAAUGUUGUAUAUGACUUUGAAGUACAUCCGUGCAUUUUUUUUUUAGCAUCUAAUCAUUCCUCCCUUGUAGUCCUCGGCCCCUCAAAUCACCCUCUCCCAUACCCCACCCGACUAACAGCUCAGUCUCUGAAAAUGCACAGAGAUGCCUGGCUACCUCGCCCUGCCUUCAGUCUCACGGGGCUCAGUCUCUUUUUCUCUUUGGUGCCACCAGGGCGGAGCAUGGAGGUCAUGGUCCCCUCCAUUCUCAAUGUCCUCAAUGGCUCUGAUGCCCGCCUGCCCUGCACCUUCAACUCCUGCUACACAGUGAACCACAAGCAGUUCUCCUUGAACUGGACUUACCAGGAGUGUAAUAACUGCUCUGAGGAGAUGUUCCUCCAGUUCCGCAUGAAGAUCAUUAACCUGAAGCCAGAGCAGUUUCGAGACCGUGUGGAGUUCUCAGGGAACCCCAGCAAAUAUGACGUGUCAGUGACGCUGAAAAAUGUGCAGCUUGAGGAUAAAGGCAUCUACAACUGCUACAUCAUGAACCCACCAGACCGCCACCGUGGCCACGGCAGGAUCUACCUGCAGGUCCUCAUGGAAGAGCCCCCUGAGCGGGAUUCCACAGUGGCAGUGAUCGUGGGUGCCUCGGUGGGGGGCUUCCUGGCUGUGGUCAUCUUGGUGCUGAUGGUGGUCAAGUGUGUACGGAGGAAAAAAGAACAGAAACUGAGCACCGAUGAUCUGAAGACUGAGGAGGAGGGGAAGACGGACGGCGAGGGCAACGCGGAUGAUGGCACCAAGUAACAGGCGGGAGCCCCCAGCCUGUUGCCCUCCCCUGUGUCCUAUCUCCCUCCCACUCUGCCCUGUACAGUGCAACCCCACCUGCCCUCUCUUGGUGUGCUUCUCUUUGACCAGGAUCCCAGUGCCAACCUUGGGCCUCCGAGCCUCUCACUUCUCACCCCCCCACCCUGCACCAAGAGUGACCCACCUCUCUUUCAUCUCAGAAAUCUGCCGUGACCCAUGGGACACGUAGGCCCUGGGGUGGGGGAAUGGGGCUCAAACCUGCCAGUCCCUGAGAGGAGGCCGGGGGCAUGUGUGAAGGCCCC